This is a messenger RNA of Sclerotinia sclerotiorum 1980 UF-70, 1623 nucleotides long. RefSeq lists its product as hypothetical. The record is from RefSeq and is a predicted model, not a curated record. Gene Ontology annotation, biological process: fungal-type cell wall (1->3)-beta-D-glucan biosynthetic process. Gene Ontology annotation, molecular function: 1,3-beta-glucanosyltransferase activity. The transcript is spliced from 4 exons. NCBI's taxonomy places the organism in Eukaryota, Fungi, Ascomycota, Leotiomycetes, Helotiales, Sclerotiniaceae. Gene Ontology annotation, cellular component: cytoplasm; fungal-type cell wall. Bases 1 to 1623 code for a protein of 540 amino acids.
AUGAAGUCCUUUGGCUUUGCUUCAGCUGCUGCUGUGGCAUUGACCGGCGCCCUCUUCGCGUCGUCUGCUGCAGCUGCUGAUCUCCCUUCUAUCGUCAUCAAGGGCUCCCAUUUCUUCUACGAGAAUGGCACUGAAUUCUUCAUUCGUGGUGUAGCAUACCAACAAGACGUCAACGCCAACACGACAUCCGGUGCUACUUUCAGCGAUCCUCUUGCAGACGAAGCUGGCUGCAAGCGUGAUAUUCCUAUUCUUCAGGAGCUUGGCACCAAUGUCAUUCGUGUCUACGCCAUCAAUUCUUCUUUGGAUCACUCCGUUUGUAUGGGCUUGCUUAACGAUGCUGGAAUCUAUGUUAUUCAAGAUUUGUCUAACCCAUCAUCCUCUAUUAAUCGAGAUGACCCAGAAUGGAACACUGAUCUCUAUGCCACCUACGCCGGUGUUAUUGAUGCCAUGGCUCAGUACUCCAACGUCCUCGGUUUCUUUGCCGGUAACGAGGUAUCCAACGACGUCAACAACACUAACGCCAGUGCUUUCGUCAAAGCUGCCGUCCGUGAUAUGAAGGCUUAUAUUAAGACUAAGAACUACCGUACCAUCGGUGUUGGUUAUGCUACCAACGAUGAUGCCAACAUUCGAAUUGACUUGGCCCACUACUUCAACUGCGGUGACGCGGACUCUGCCAUCGACUUCUGGGGUUACAACAUCUACUCGUGGUGCGGUGAUUCUUCCUUUACCAAGUCAGGAUAUGAUCAACGAACGGCCGAAUUUGCCAAUUAUUCUGUUCCUGCAUUCUUUGCCGAGUAUGGUUGCAAUGUGGUCCAACCACGUGAAUUCACUGAGGUCGGGGCAAUCUACGGUGAUCAAAUGACCGAAGUCUGGUCCGGUGGAAUCGUCUACAUGUAUUUCCAAGAGGCAAACGAUUAUGGUCUUGUAUCCGUCUCGGGAGAUACUGUCAGCAAGCUUCCAGAUUUCACUGCCCUUUCGAAGCAAUUGGCUUCCGCCACCCCUAGCUCUACCAACUCUGCCUCCUACACUGUCACCAACACAGUAGCACAAGCAUGCCCAGCAACUGGUACCGCCUGGGCUGCAUCUAGCAAUCUUCCUCCUAUCGCAAACGCUGAUCUUUGCGAAUGUAUGGUCAGUUCCUUAUCCUGUGUUGCCAACAGCGGUAUCUCUGGUAACUCCAGUGCCGACCUCUUCGACUACGUUUGUGGUUUGGACAGCGCUGCCUGUGAUGGUAUUUCAAAGAACGCUACCACCGGAGUUUAUGGUGCCUACUCGAUGUGCACAAGCUCUCAACAAUUGUCUUUCGUUUUCGACCAAUACUACAAAAGGCAGAACCAGUCACCCACUGCCUGUGACUUCAGCGGCAAUGCUAAGACUCAAUCUGGCUCGCAGAGCUCGAAGUGCUCUGCCCUUUUGAGCCAAGCCGGAACUGCAGGAACUGGUACUGUUACAAGCGCACCAACUGGUACUGGAUCUUCAAGCAGCUCAUCACAUUCAUCUACCACCACCAAGAAAAGUGCUGCUGGGGCUACUAUCGUUCCACGUUUCGACUUGGGCUUGUUGCAGUUGGGUGCCUACCUUGUGGUUGCUGGAAUGACUGGUGCUGGUAUGGUCAUGUUGUAG